AUGGUUGCACCCACUUCGAUUGAGCCCAUUGCGGUAGUGGGCCUGUCAUUUCGUCUACCUGGCGGGAUUCACGACGUGCAGGACCUCUGGGAGCUUCUCGAAAGUGGAGAACGCGCAUGGAUCGACAUUCCCAAACAGCGAUGUGACGAAGAUAUCUCUGAGCAUCCUGGCAAUCACCGUGGUGGGCACUUCCUCUCUGGCGAUGUUUACAACUUUGACCAUGACUUUUUUGGUCUUUCAAAGUCUGAAGUCGCUGCAGUCGAUCCACAGUUACGCCUUCUGCUACAGUUAGCAUAUGAAGCUCUCGAGAGUGGCGGUGUUUCAGGCGAGAACAUCCUGGGAACCGCGACGUCAGUGUACACAGCAGUCUCCACCACAGAAUAUGAUCGGCACUUGAACAAGGACAUUGUGGAGUUCCCAGUCGCCCAUACAAGUGGUGUCAAACCUUCAAAUUGCAUCUCGCAGUUCUUGCGCCUACAUGGCCCCUCUUUGACAUUAGAUUCGAAAGACUCUGAAGGUCUCGUUGCGCUUCACUUAGCAUGUCAAAGCCUGCGCAAUGGCGAUUCGGAAAUGGCUCUGGUCGCUGCAUCCAACUUGCAUCUUCUUACAAGCACUGGGCAGAGCUAUCCGUUCGACGAGCGUGGUGAUGGGUACGGUCGCGGCGAGGCCGCAGUUGCCCUGGUUCUGAAACGAUUGGAUGCCGCCGUCCGAGAUGGAAACCCAGUGCGCACCAUCAUCCGCAACAGUGGCAUCGGCCAGGAUCAAACCAGGCUGGCUCGGAUGACAUACAACCGUGCUGGGUUGAUGCCAGAGGAAGUUGCCUAUGUCGAGGCACAUGGGUCGGGCACCAAGGCAGGCGACCAUGAGGAGCUAACUGCCAUCGCAGAGGCCUUUGGAGGAUCCCACGAUCGCUCAGUUCCUCUUUACGUUGGCUCCUCCAAGGGAUCCAUAGGUCACGGCGGGAGUGCAGCUGGUUUGUCGAGCUUGAUCAAGGCAGCCGUCAUUCUGGACAGGGAAGUGAUUCCCGCAGUCGCCGGGUUCUCCAAUCCUCAACAAGGUCUCCCGAUGGAUAGGAUUGCUAUUCCAACGAAGGCAGUACCUUGGCCCACCCACCCUGGAAUUACUCCUCGUGUCUCGAUUAAUAGCAUUGGGUCGGAUGGUGCGAACGCUCACGUUAUUCUUGAGCGAGGAUCACUGAACACCCACACAAUAUCCACGUCUAGCGCACCUUGCCCUCGUCUUUUCAAAUUUUCGGCCAACAGCUUGAUUUCAUUGAAGGCCAAAGUUGCCGCAUAUGAGAGCUGGAUCAGCCGUCACACUGAGGAUACCCCGCUGGCGGAUCUCUCCUACAGCCUAUUACACCGGCGCUGUGACAUGUCUUAUCGUUUCAGCGCAGUAGCCGACGAUCAAGAAUCUCUGUUGCAAAUUCUCAACCAAUCACACUCCGUCCCCAUCACAAAAUCACUAGCUUCAGAGCCCGAUAUUGUCGCUGUUUUCAGUGGCCAAGGAUCACAAUGGGCUGGCAUGGGUCGAGAGCUACUGUUGUAUGAGACCACAGCCUCUACCGUCUUUCGGGAUUCCUUGCGCCUCUCCCGAGACAUCCUUUGCAAAUUGGGUGCCAGGUGGGACCUUGAGGAGGAACUUCUUUGCGACAAAGCAGUGUCCAGAAUCAACGAAGCUGAGCUAUCCCAGCCUGUCACUACGGCCAUUCAAAUCGCUCUUGUUGCUCUCCUCCAGGCCUAUGGGUUGAAAUUCCGCGCCGUCGUAGGCCAUUCAAGUGGUGAAAUAGCCGCGGCAUUUUUGGCAGGUCACAUUUCCCAGGAGAGAGCGUUGACAAUCGCCUUCCACUGUGGCUUUUUAGCUGCCGCUGCAAAACUGAAGGGGUUGGAACAAGGUGCGAUGUUGUCCGUUGGUCUCAGUGAGGAUGAAGUUGCACAACAUCUCGACAAUUUGCCAACAGGAGAAGCCGUGGUUGGCUGUGUCAACAGUCCCAACAGCGUGACUAUUUCAGGUGAUAUGAGCGCCAUUGAUGAGAUUGAUAAGCGCAUCGCCCAAGCUGACGAUGGAACCUUCCAUCGCAAAGUGGUAGUUGAGACAGCGUACCAUUCGCACCACAUGAGUGCCGUGGCCGACUACUAUCGGUUCCGCCUUGAUACCAUGAGCACGGAGAGCUUAACUGCUCCCGUUGAAAAGGUGGUAUUUAUGUCAUCUGUCACCGGACAAGUGAAGUCGUCUGGAUUCGACGCAGAGUAUUGGAUCUCGAACAUCGUCUCACCCGUCCGUUUCAGCGCUGCUAUUCAAACACUUGCCAAAGAGACACUUCGCCCAGAAUCACACGUAUUCUUCGUGGAAAUUGGUCCCCACCCGGGCUUGGCUAGUCCAGUUCGACAGAGUCUCAGUCACCCAGAUCUGCCUAAGGUUUCAUUUGACUACCAUCCGGUGUUGCAGCGCAAGCUAGACUCUAUAACCAGCGCGUUGACUCUGACGGGUAAGUUAUUUGAACGCGGCGUCAAUGUCGAAUGGAAUGCCGUGUCCGCAAUGGCUCAUGGCGCAGACCAAGCAGCCGUACUGUAUGAUCUUCCGGCAUACUCGUGGGACCAUUCCACCCAGCACAGCCAGGAAUUUCGCCUGACUCAAGCUUAUCGUUUGCGUGAUGAGCCGUAUCAUGAGCUACUCGGUGUGCCAGUUCUUGAUGCAACUGAUUCUCAACCUCGCUGGAGGCAUUUCAUUAGCCGGACAUCGCUGCCGUGGCUUGCCGACCAUACCAUUGAUGGCGUUACCAUGUUCCCCAGCGCAGGGUACAUCUCUAUGGCUAUCGAGGCCGUGACGCAGGUUUCACGCCGACGCUUCCCAGUUUCCUCGCUUGGAACAUUGGUGCUUCGUGACGUCGAAUUCAAACGAAAAUUGUUUGUGCCAGAUGAUGCACAGCGCGUUGAACUCCAAUUGAGUCUCCAGCAACACCCUGGCGCGGAUGUUGCUUUUGACUUUUCGAUUGCUGCCCUUUCCGACUGUACUGGUCACUGGCAUACUCAUGCCACCGGUAUCAUCGAGGCAGAGUUCGCCGAACAGGAUAAUACCACAGCAGCAUCCACAAAGGGCACAGGAUUCCCCCCAAUGCCAAGCACUAGCCACAUCAUCCCCCACCAAAACCUAUAUAGGGACCUGGACUCUGUAGGCAAUACAUAUGGUCCUGCCUUUGCGGGUAUCAGCUCCAUCAAGGUUGCGCCCGAUGGAUCGCAAUCUUCUUCAUCCUUGAUUGUGCCAGAUGCGGUGGCCAUGGUGUCUGAUGGGCACCGGAAUCCGCUCAUUAUCCACCCAUCGACACUUGAAAGCAUGUUCCAAACAGUCUUUCCGCUACAAUCCCUUCGUAGCGGCCCUGGGCCUAUCAUGCCAAGCCAUAUCAGUGAGCUGCUAGUCGCGACAUCGUCCCUUUUGCAAGCUCCGGGUUCAAGUUUCGAAAUAUCCACGCUUCUGGACCCCAUCGAAUCUGACCCAGCCAGUUGGAGUAUCUCAUCUGCGUGCGGCCACAACCAGGUGAUUUCAAUCUCCGCUCUAAAGCUCCAAAGUCUGACGAAACCCCCAACCAACAUCAAACGGCAUGAAGAUGGCGAUAUUUCUGCAAAUAUCUGUUACGAGUUACGCUUGCAACCCGACCUCGAUCAUUUGCGAACUGAAGACAUGCCCCAAAACCCUUCAUUUGCGGACAUUGUCGGACUGCUUGCCUCAAAACAAGACCAGUUAUCUGUGAUCGGUCUUGGCGCUGGGGUUGAUCUAUCGGAAGACUUCACUGCUGCUUUCGAGUCUCCGAACAACAAAAUCACGUCUUUCGAUUUUAUCGACACCACACCAGGUCUUUUCGACGAAGCCGCUACGCGUCUUGAGAACCCCUUGGUACAAUUCCGGACCAUGUUCCCCACCAGCGACCCCAAGAUGCGUGGACUUCAACUCAGAUAUUAUGAUCUGGUUCUGGCUACUUCGACCAAAUGGUUGGGUCAGGCUGAAAUGCUGGUCAAACCCAACGGCAUUGUACUUCUUCGGCUCAAUCAACGCGAGUCCAAGGAAUACAUAUCACAGAACACCACCUCGACUUCACUGACUGAGCAAGUUGUCUACAAAGAUGACGCCCGCGGUAGACUUGUUGUUCUGGCACUACCUCCCAAAGUUCAGAAUAUGCCGGCCAUGCACAUCCUCACGCAUUGCGUGCCUCAAUAUGCUCCGGUUUGGUCCGUUGCACUGGUUCGAGCAUUGCAGGCCGUCAACGAGAAUGUUACGAUCAAUCAAUUGACUCGAAGUGCCGUGGAGGAUCUUCAACGCACUAGUGCACUAGGAGACACAUGCAACGACGCCGUCCUAAUCAUUGACGACCAGCCAGAGCAACCUAUUCUGGCAGACCCGGUCGCUACGGAUGCAAUUACUACACUCUUGGCAAAUUCUUCGCGUCUCGUUUGGCUCAGCCCUGAUGUACCUCCGUCUUUCCAUCAGAACGAGAGCCUUGCUCGUACUGCGCAUGUGGAAAACGAUGAUCUCCGUCUUACUACCGUCCAUGCAUCCUCACUGUUCCUCGCAAGCGACCUCAACCAAGCACGCCUGGUCGACAUUGUGGCUGGAACAAUUAAUCAGGUGUCAAACCUCGGCAUGCCCCUUACGGAACGUGAAUAUCGAGUUCGCAGCAAUGGUGCCGUCAUGGUUCCACGCCUACACCGCAGCGAAAGGCUCAACUGGGCCAUCUACAAUUCUGGAAAUUCAAGAGCUGAGCCUCAGUUUCAAAAGAUUGCUAGCUGUGAACGACCUCUGGUGCUUUCUCCGGACGGUGCCGACCUGUUUCUGGAGGACCGAGAAACCUUUGCGACGCACAUAGGUCCAGACUCAAUUGAGAUUGAGGCCCAGAAUCUUGCCAUGGGAGAUCCCAGUUCUCGCCCGAAGAUAGGUGCGUACGCAGGUUUCGUCACCAACGUUGGUUCCGAUGUUAUUUCACUGGCUCCAGGUGAUCAUGUAAUUGCCCUGGCCCCAGUCAUAGGUGCGACUCGACUGCGCAUACCAGGAACCCUCGCUGGCCGCCUGCCUAUGAAGUUGCUACCAUCCGACGCUGCUGCAAUGCUUUUGGAAGCCAUGGCAGCUUCAUAUGCUAUCCGCGAGGUAGGUGGUAUGCUUUCGGGCCGGGGCACUGUACUGAUCCACGGAGCCGGCACUGCGGUUGGUCGGGCGGCCAUCGGAAUUGCCAGAUCAAUUGGCAUUCGCCUCGUUGCAACUGCUUCGAACCCCACCGAGGCUCGAUUACUCAAAGAGAACCUGGGCAUUGAUCCCUCGGAUGUAUUGGUGACGCGUGCUUCAUUCCAUCGACGCUUACCCCGAGAUAUCUUCCCCGAGGGACUCGACGCCGUGAUUCAUGCAGCGGGCAAUUCGGCGCCAGCAGAAGAAGCACUUACCCACAUCAAGCCAUUCGGCAGAGUGGUGGUCAUUGGAGAUUCCUCGUCAUCGAUAUCGAGCAAGCUUCCGCCCAACGUGGCUCUUCAUUUUGUCGACAUUGACAGUCUUGUCCAAGCUCGUCCCAAUCUAACUACCACCCUUAUCUCCCAAGCGACAGCUGCAUUCCAGCAUAUACCGAUGGGGGGCUUCAAUCUAGCUGUCCGCGACGUGUCGGAAGUCGCAGAUGCACUGAAGACGCUGAAAAAUGGCACUGCCUCCAAGGUUGUUCUUCAAGCCAGCUCCGAGUCAACUGUCCCAGUCAUUCCCUUCUCAGAAAAUGAUCCCUGGUCCAAUCAGAACGCCACAUAUCUCAUUGCAGGCAAACUAGGAAGCCUGGAGCGGAAUCUCAUGAUGCAGAUGGCGCGUCGCGGCGCGAGGCAUGUUGUUCUGGUGUCAAGGGGACUUGUAGACCCCAAUGACACAAAGACCCUCCAAGCGAAACUGCAGGCCAUUCAACCAGGAGCUUGUCUGUAUAUCGCCCAAGGAGAUAUAUCUUCCGAGUCCGCCAUCCGAGAAAUUUCUUGUACACUCGCCAGUCGUGGUGCGCCCACUGUUCAUGGAAUUAUUCAGACCGCCGCUGCCGAAAUUGAAUAUCACGAAGGUGAAAUGAAUGGAAAGCCUGCCCUUUACCGUGUCUUUGCCUCUCCCAGUUUGACAUUCUUCCUUUCGAUAUUAUCGGCCAAGUAUCUCCUUGGAAACAACAUCGAUGCCAGCAACACUGGUGUCGACGCGUGGCAAGAUUCCCUGGCUCAUCAGGAGCAGUUGAACUCGUCAUCUCAGACCAAAUUCAUGACAGUGAACCUCGAUUGGAGAGAGGACAAUUUGUCAGUGAACGAUGAUGGUGCUCCUGAGAAUGAAAACCGGCGGGUGGGUCUCAAGCCUAUUCAGGUGGAACAUCUUACCCGGUUCCUCGAUUACAUCCUCGGUGCUGCUGUUGAACCCAAUGGGGCCGGAAUUUCCCAGGCUGUUAUUGGUUUUGACGCCGAGUCUUUAGCCGGUGCAACCGCACCCAAUGGACCCAUUCACUCCGCCUUGUUCCGUGAGGCACGGCGCGGCAUCAACGAAGCCCCUAUUGGGGGUGGUGAUGACGAAGAAGAGCAAUCAUUCGAGCAAGUCAUCGCCGCUGGUAGCGAAGAGGCUGUGGCCGACUUUAUCUUGCGGGCGAUAACGAGGAAAAUUUCCCACUUACUUUCGGUCGAUGUGGGCAAGGUCGAUGAAAUCCUUGCUCUGGGCUUGGAUUCCCUGGUUGCUGUUGAGUUGCGGAACUGGAUCUUGAGACGGUUUGAGGCGACGUUGCAGUCGGCUGAUGUGCUGGUAAACCAAACCCCGCGUGCACUUGCGGAGAAAGUUACCGCUCGAUCAAGCCUGGUCAAUGCUCUUGCUUAA
Penicillium verrucosum is the source of this 6852-nucleotide messenger RNA. RefSeq names its product ketoacyl-synt-domain-containing protein. Bases 1 to 6852 code for a protein of 2283 amino acids. NCBI's taxonomy places the organism in Eukaryota, Fungi, Ascomycota, Eurotiomycetes, Eurotiales, Aspergillaceae. The record is from RefSeq and is a predicted model, not a curated record. The transcript has 3 exons. Gene Ontology annotation, molecular function: fatty acid synthase activity; phosphopantetheine binding; oxidoreductase activity. Gene Ontology annotation, biological process: fatty acid biosynthetic process; secondary metabolite biosynthetic process.